This is a messenger RNA of Poeciliopsis prolifica (blackstripe livebearer), 939 nucleotides long. It is a transcript of the gene polr3g, whose product is annotated as polymerase (RNA) III (DNA directed) polypeptide G. The record is from RefSeq and is a predicted model, not a curated record. Gene Ontology annotation, cellular component: RNA polymerase III complex. Lineage: Eukaryota; Metazoa; Chordata; Actinopteri; Cyprinodontiformes; Poeciliidae. Gene Ontology annotation, biological process: transcription by RNA polymerase III. The coding region runs from base 179 to 919 and encodes 246 amino acids. The transcript is spliced from 8 exons.
UCAGUGUGCACACGUUGCCACGCCGGUACACGUUAAAGUAAUGUAAGUCCCACUAAGAGACAGUUCUUUUCUUAUUUUCACCAGAUUAAUUGACUGGAACGAGAAAUUACCAAGACAAGCUCAAUGUUGACGAUAAAACCGGGACUGAAAACGUGGAGGGAGACUCAGUAGCAGCUAAAUGGCGUUUUAUAUCCGUGGAACCGACGUCUGGUUUGCAAUUCUGCAUUCAAAGAGUUCUCCAAUAACUCUCGAAGUACAGGACAGACCUGCAGUCAUGGCAGGCAAGGGUCGUGGGGUGGCUGCCUUUACCUUCAACAUAGAGGCCCUGGGCAUCGGCAGAGGCAACAUGCCAGAAGCCAGGGUGGGGCCCAGCCCGCUGUAUCCAAACACAGAUUUUAAACCAGUCCCCCUCAAAGUUGGUGAAGAUGAAGACUACAUGCUGGCCCUGAAGCAGGAAAUGAGAGGCACGAUGCAGCGGCUGUCUUACAAUAUCAAAGCAGAGUCCGGCAGAGCAGACGUGGAGAAAUACACAGAGCGAUACCUGAAGCAGCACCAGAAGGAAGAUGAGGCAUGGACUCCAGACUGGAACCUUUUUCCAAAAGAACUGAUGCCCCGAACAAAAAAACCUCGAACAAAAGUCACGAAGAAUAAAAAAAGUGGAAAAGGUUCAAGCAUAGAGGCAGCGGAUGUUCUGAGCAAAUUGGAUGAACUGGAAAAGAAAGAUGACGGAAAUGCGGAAAAGUCAGACGAUGAGCCAGAGAAGAAAACAAAAAACGAGGACGAGGAAGAAAUAGAGGAGGAGGAAUAUGAGGAAGAAGACAUCGAAGAGGACAACGACUACAUUGAGAGCUAUUUUGACAACGGCGAAGAUUUUGCUGCCGGCAGCGACGACGACAUGGAUGGAGAAGCAACAUACUGAAGCGACGGGGCUCCCACGCA